Messenger RNA from Hyphopichia burtonii NRRL Y-1933, 829 nucleotides. RefSeq lists its product as uncharacterized. NCBI's taxonomy places the organism in Eukaryota, Fungi, Ascomycota, Pichiomycetes, Serinales, Debaryomycetaceae. The coding region runs from base 36 to 647 and encodes 203 amino acids. The record is from RefSeq and is a predicted model, not a curated record. The transcript has a single exon.
AUCCUUUACUCUUAUACUACACGAAAUAAAGUAAGAUGUCAUUUAAAUCCAAGUCAUCGCAAACGCAGGCCAGAUCCACUGUGAACAAGCUUUUUGCAAACAUCUUGCCGGGCUCAACAGUGACAGACUCGCCAGCAGUCAAUUCCAGGCUCUCGUCCACUGAAAUAAUCAAUAACCAGAUGAAUUCCAAGCAUAAGUUAUCCACUGAAGAGAUCAAGAAAAUCAACAAAGCCAACAAAAUCAAGAAGAACAAAGCUAUAAACAAAAAAGUGGAAGCCAAUAAGAAGUUCAAUAAGUUGGUCAAAUAUAAUAUAAUAAAGAAUCACAAGCUUGAUAAUUCUAAUGAAUUACCAGAAGAGGAGCGUAAAUAUUUACAAAAACUAGUUAAAAAGAAUUCUUCCACCUUAAGAAGACUAACUGAUAUAGACGAUCCUGAUGUGAAAGAUGAAAUUGAUCAAUUAAAAGCCGAAAUAUUAGAAUUAACCAACGAGAAAUAUAAUAAAGCCAAAGCUUCAAAGAAUAAUAAACUUGAUAAGAAAUCUCAAGACUUUAACGAAAAAAUUAAAAAGGGACUUAUCUCUACCCCUGGAUUAACCCCUGGGUUAGCACCAGUUGGUUUGGACGAUGAUUCUGAUGAGGAGGAGUAGAUUCUCUUGUACCAACAAAAAAGGUUUAUGAAAAUACUUCCUCUGCAUUAAAAUCCCCUAUCUGUAUAUUAGUAUAAGUCCGUGGUUAUAUUCCGUGGCUAUCUUCUGGCUAUUCUCAUAGUAUAUUAUCAACCUCAAAUAGUUGUUUCCCCAGUCCGAGGUUUAAAACGGUCCUAAAGCGC